Molecule: messenger RNA, 726 nt
Organism: Dermacentor andersoni
Lineage: Eukaryota; Metazoa; Arthropoda; Arachnida; Ixodida; Ixodidae
Source: RefSeq, a predicted model, not a curated record
CGCUCUCGGCGAUCUUCGCACGUGGUCCGUCUGAAACGUAAUCCCCGUCGGCGCUCCACGCAGGUAGUGCGUUACACGUGUGUUCCCACGCUCGUCGAUUGGUAUCGACGCAUUCGUCGCGGUGGAAGGAAAUGCCCAGACACUGCUGCGCCCAACGCUGUUAUAACAGCAUCGUCGGUCGUGACUCGCCGUCACACACGUUUCCCAAAGACGAGAAGGUGCGUAAACUUUGGAUACGUGCCUGUCAGCCAUCACGCCCAGCCUGGAAACCUCUAAAAAAUGACUUCAUUUGCGCGGACCACUUCGUCGACGACGAUUAUGCGACAAGCCCGGCUGUGCUGAAAAGCCUCGGCAUGCCGCUCAAAGGGCAACGCCUAAAGCCUGACGCUGUGCCCUCGGUCUUUUCACGAAAACGCAAGGCAGGAAGGAUCAGCGGCGCGUUUGAAAAGAGGAGACGAAAAGAGAUCAUUGAUCAAAUAUUGCAAGAACAACCUACCACAGAAAGAGCCUGCCACAGAGAAGCAGUUCACAUCCAAGGACCACAGUGUGAUGCUUGCGAAAUGCAUACACCUCCAAUUGAUCAUGUUCCGUUUGAAGAAGUCACCCAAGCAGUUUCCUGUGAACGCAGUGCAGAGGCAUGUACAAAUAGCAGGCAGAACAGUGAGUGUGAGGCACAUCAGGGGAAAUGCUCUGCAGCACUUCUCUAGCAAUUUGCAGCAGAACCUC